Molecule: messenger RNA, 450 nt
Organism: Nicotiana attenuata
Lineage: Eukaryota; Viridiplantae; Streptophyta; Magnoliopsida; Solanales; Solanaceae
Exons: 1
Coding region: 1-450 (149 amino acids)
Source: RefSeq, a predicted model, not a curated record
AUGAACUCAAUCAAAUUUGACGGGUUAAGUUAUCUCACUAGUAGUUCCAAUCUACAAACCAACGUGAACAUAACAGUCUCUGCAGAUAUAUCUAUUAAAAACUCUAAUGCGGCCUCGUUCAAGUUUAACGAGGCAACUACUACUUUGAUAUACGAUGACAGAGUCAUCGUAGAAGUUUUAACGCCAGCAGCGAAUGCUAAGGCUCGACGAACGUUUCGAAUGAUUGUGAAUGUCACAGUUAUGGUUGACAAAUUAUCAAGCAUUCCUAGGCUAGCAAGUGAUUUGGUGGCAAAGGAAUUGCCUAUGAGUAUGUCCACAAGUAUUAAGGGAAGGGUUAAGAUUUUGGUUAUUAAGAAAACUGUUGGUAUAGAAAUGAAUUGUAGUAUGGUAGUUGAUUUACAAACGCAAGAUGUUAAGAAUAUGGAUUGCAAAAAGAAAGUUUCUCUCUAG